AUGAGGUCAAAUGAUAAUCACACUGUUGCCAGCUUUAGUCGUUUCGGCAUUGUCGCUGGUGAUUUCAGGCUUUCGUCGCCAUAUUUCAUCGCGUUCGGUGUCUUACUACUAGAGUCUUUGUAG
Dentiscutata erythropus is the source of this 123-nucleotide messenger RNA. Lineage: Eukaryota; Fungi; Glomeromycota; Glomeromycetes; Diversisporales; Gigasporaceae. The record is from the annotation of a GenBank genome assembly.